Molecule: messenger RNA, 1813 nt
Organism: Jaculus jaculus (lesser Egyptian jerboa)
Lineage: Eukaryota; Metazoa; Chordata; Mammalia; Rodentia; Dipodidae
Gene: Lypd6b
Product: LY6/PLAUR domain containing 6B
Exons: 7
Coding region: 160-732 (190 amino acids)
Molecular function (GO): acetylcholine receptor regulator activity
Source: RefSeq, a predicted model, not a curated record
GCUCUCGGAGCCGGAGCGCAGAGCCCCGGCCAGGCGCGCAGAGGUCCGGCGGGCCCGGACCGCGCAGGUUCAUAAUUUGGGUGCAGAUCCUUUUCCUGUUACAGAGCAGAGCCUGACAACCACAUCAUCAUUCAUAAGGUCACAAGGCCACUGGAGACGAUGAGACAUUUCUACACUGGUCCCCUGACAUAUGAGUGCGGCCUGCCCAGUUCAGAGAGCACCAUGCUGCUCCUCUGUCACACUCUGACGGUGGCUGUUAUCCAGAUCUUUGUCUUCUCAGAAAACCCAGCAUUUGCCAAGAAUAUCAACUUCUACAAUGUGAGGCCACCUCUGGACCCCACACCGUUUCCAAGCAGCUUCAAGUGCUUUACUUGUGAGAAUGCAGUGGAUAAUUACAACUGCAAUCGCUGGGCAGAAGACAGAUGGUGUCCUCAAAAUACACAGUAUUGUUUGACAGUUCAUCACUUCACCAGCCAUGGAAGAAGUACAUCCAUCACCAAAAAGUGUGCAUCUAAAAAUGAAUGUCAUUUUGUUGGGUGCCGCCACAGCCAAGAUUCUGAACACACGGAGUGCAGGUCUUGCUGUGAAGGAAUGAUUUGCAAUGUAGAAUUGCCCACCAACCACACGAAUGCAGUUUUUGCUGUAAUGCACGCUCAGAGAACAUCUGGCAGCAGUGCCCCUGUGCCCUACCUACCAGUGCUUGCCUGGGUUUUCAUGUUUCCAUUGCUAUGACGUCAUCAUUCCUAAAACAGGCAGAGACCAGCCCUCAAAGGCACAGGGCAGAAACGAAGCCCAUCUUGCACUUGCUAGAAAGGAUACAUUGGACCCCAAAGCAGAAGCCAGUGAUUUGCUUUGCUAAAAUGCUCCUGCAUGGGAUCAUAGCACUAAGGAUCGGGACUGGGUAGGGACCAAGAGGACUGCCUAACUUCCAGCUUCCUGGCCAAAGGAAGCUGCAUUCUGUCAGCUCUACAGGGAGGAUCCUGCCAAUAUUUUGAUAGUUUAUAACAGCCUCAUGAGUCCUGACUUGACCAGCCCUUUCCCUUUUUGACUCUGUUAACUCCGUCAGAGGCUGCUGGGUCAGACUCUCUGGAUUCUGUGAGUAGCUCAGAGCGUCUCUGUGAAGCCUAACCCUGCCACCAUGAGAAAGCGGUUUCUCUACUGUGCUCUCAUCCCAUCGCUAUACCAAAUAUCUGGGAUCAUCAAGAGAAAAGUUUUGUUUUGGCUCCCAGUUUUGGAGAUUUCAGUACAUACUCAGCCCUGUUGGUUUUGGGCUUGUGGUUUUGUGGCACACUGUGGAGAAGAGUGUGUUGGAGGACAGUAGUUGCUUACUCGUGAUGGAGACUUGGAAGCACGAGGGAUGGAUGGAGGAGAGAGAGAGAGAAGAGAGAGAAAGAAAAAAGAGCAGAGCCCACAGUCCUCUCCAAGGCUAUCCUCCCAAUGAUCUGAAACCUCCCAGUAGUCCCUACUUCCUAAAGGCUUCACCACCUCCUAAGAUCAUCAUAGCUUGGGGACCAAGCCUUUGAAUAUGGGGACGUUCCAGAGCUAAACCUUAGCUGCCACCAACAGCUUAGUCAAUGACAAAGGCAAGUGUAAGAAGAAAAUUUCAAGCUGAAAUAAUAUGAAAUUCAGUUACCAACUGUGAUAUGGGUUGGGGGAAUAAAACUUUCAGUUCUACAGUGUAAAUGCAUGCUGUGUGUUCUUGACUGAUGUGGGGCCUCUGAUGACGCAGGCUUUCCAGUAUUACUGAAUCUGUGUUUCCAUGCACUGUGGGUAAUCAGUGACGGCUUAAAGAAUAAAAUUGUAUGCCAAGAAA